This is a messenger RNA of Suillus subalutaceus, 789 nucleotides long. RefSeq lists its product as uncharacterized. The coding region runs from base 1 to 789 and encodes 262 amino acids. The transcript is spliced from 5 exons. The record is from RefSeq and is a predicted model, not a curated record. Lineage: Eukaryota; Fungi; Basidiomycota; Agaricomycetes; Boletales; Suillaceae.
AUGGCCCAGUCACAUUACACAUCUUCCCAAAAAUUGUUAACAUUACAACCUUUCGGUCAGCUUGGCGAGAACCAAUCACUCAAGAAAGCAGACAAGUGGAGAAGACUGCUGACAAUCACACCUGUACUGCUAUGGUGGUCUUGGAAGGAUGAGAAUGAUGAUAUUCCAGAUGCGGAGCCCCCUCAGUCGCCCAAUAUGCAAGCUCCUGAAUUUUCACGCAACUGCCAGCGCAUAUAUGAUGCUGUCUUACUUCUAUGUGCAGCUGUCCAUCUCUUCACAACUCAAUCAAUCUCAAUGUCCCAGGCACGCAUUGGACAAUCAUUUUUGUCCCAGUAUUGCCUCCAGUUGCCUCGAGCUCAACUGCAUAUUGCAGACAUGAUCAAGGCUUAUGGACCUGUGUACUCAUGCUGGUUAUUUGCUUUUGAGCACUUCAAUGGGAUGCUGGAACGUGUCAAUAACAAUGGACAUGGUCGGUUAACAUUGAUGUGUCAUUGGAACGAGAUACCGGGGUGCGGAUGGCUUAAGUGGAUAUGCCUUCAAACCUGGGACUGCACACCAGCGGUCACCGGCCUUAAGCCAGAAGGUCGUGGGUUCGACUCCCGCACAAACCACCAGGGAGUUUUAGUGGGUAUUACUUUGUACCUCUCAAAAAAAAAAAACCGAAAUACCCUCCACGAGAUCCUCAAGAGUCAAGCCCAGCAGCGAGGGAGUAUGAUGACUGAUAUCGCUGUGUAUCAGAGCAAAGCUGCUCAAGGCGAAGUUCAUCAAUCUUUGAACUUUUGGGCCUGA